Molecule: messenger RNA, 1587 nt
Organism: Hypomesus transpacificus
Lineage: Eukaryota; Metazoa; Chordata; Actinopteri; Osmeriformes; Osmeridae
Product: acidic mammalian chitinase-like
Exons: 11
Coding region: 30-1487 (485 amino acids)
Biological process (GO): carbohydrate metabolic process; chitin catabolic process
Cellular component (GO): extracellular region
Molecular function (GO): chitin binding; chitinase activity
Source: RefSeq, a predicted model, not a curated record
UGGUCACUCACUUACUUCACAAGGUGAACAUGGGCAAAGUACUGUUUGUGACGGCUCUGGCCCUGCUGCUGCAGGCACAGCUGGGAUCCUCCUUCAUCUUGUCAUGCUACUUCACAAACUGGGCGCAGUACAGGCCACCCCCCACCAUCUACAUGCCCAACGACAUUGACCCAUGCCUGUGUACCCACCUUCUCUAUGCUUUUGCCACCAUGAAGAACAACAUGCUGGCCACUUAUGAGUGGAAUGACGUGGAGCUCUACAGCCAGUUCAAUGGCCUUAAAAAUCAGAAUGGAAACCUAAAGACUCUGCUGUCUGUCGGUGGUUGGAACUUCGGCUCUGCAGGGUUCUCUGCAAUGGUGGCCAGCCCCACAAACCGUCAGACCUUCAUCCAGUCAGUCAUUGUGUUCCUGAGGAAGUAUGAGUUUGAUGGGCUGGACAUUGACUGGGAGUAUCCAGCCAACAGGGGGAGCCCUCCUGAAGACAGGCAAUAUUACUCUGUCCUCCUGCAGGAAAUGAGAGCUGCUUUUGAGAAUGACGCCAAGCAGACUAACAAGGCUCGCCUUCUGCUGUCAGCUGCUGUGUCUGCUGGAAUGGACACCAUUGAAUCUGCUUACGAGAUCCCCAAGAUCGGACAGGCCCUGGAUAUGAUCAACGUCAUGAGCUACGACUUCCACGGCUCUUGGGACCCCUUCACUGGAGAAUGCAGCCCUCUGUACAAGGGCCCUGCUGACAAAGGAGGUUUCAUCGACUUCAAUGUGGCCUCUGCAAUGAAUUACUGGAAGAACCAGGGAGCUCCGGCUGAGAAGCUGUUGGUUGGUUUCCCAACCUAUGGUGCCUCAUUCACUCUGAGAAAUCCGGCCAACCAUGGGGUUGGAGCCGCAAUCUCUGGCGCUGGAACCCCAGGGCCGUACACCCAGGAGGCUGGAGAGCUGGCUUACUUUGAGAUCUGUGGAUUCUUAAAUGGAGCCACCAUGGUUUGGAAUCAGCCACAGGAUGUGCCAUAUGCCUACAAAGGAAACCAGUGGGUGGGUUAUGAUGAUCCCAAAAGCUUUGAGAUAAAGGUUGAGUGGUUGAAAAAGAACAACUUUGGGGGUGCCAUGGUGUGGACCCUUGACAUGGAUGACUACAAGGGCACCUACUGUAACCAGGGCAAAUACCCGCUUAUCAAUGUCCUUCACAAAGCCUUCAAUCUGGACCAAGCAACUUGUGCCCCUCCUGCCACCCCCUUGCCUCCUAUUAAGGGAGUGACCAGUGAUGGUGGAGGAAGCUCUGGACAGAGCGGUAGCAGCUCUAGUGGAAGCAGCUCCAGGGGAGGAGGCACCAGUGGCAUGACUAGCGGUUUCUGCGCUGGCAAGGCAAACGGAAUGUACCCCAAUGCCAACAACAAGAAUCAGUUCUAUAAUUGCAGCCAAGGAAAGACCUACUUCCAAAACUGUGCUGCAGGUCUGGUCUUUGACACCUCCUGCUCCUGCUGUAACUGGUCUUAAAUGUAUUCAAUAAAUUGUUUAACAUGUUAAUCACUCACCUGAUCAAACUAGUCAAUGAAUAGAGAAAAAAAUAAAGUUCACCAGCUUCUCAAUGUGUUUU